Messenger RNA from Thamnophis sirtalis, 1743 nucleotides. The record is from RefSeq and is a predicted model, not a curated record. NCBI's taxonomy places the organism in Eukaryota, Metazoa, Chordata, Lepidosauria, Squamata, Natricidae.
GGCUGUGAAAAGAUGAUGGAUCUCGGUCAGCUGCUCAACUAUGCGAUGCUCAUUGUCUUGGCUUUUGCUAUUGUGAAGUUUUUUGGAAUGCUUGGGAUCUGCGUGUUAGCCUGCAAGAAGGAAAACCAAGGGUAUCAGUCCCUGAGCACCAGAGUGUUUGCCUGACCAAGAAAUAGAGGACUUUUCCCUUUGGGAUCUCCAUGAACAAAAAAUGGAAAGAUCUUUUGAGCCUACUUUUUAUGAAGUCCCAAAGGAGAUUACACUGGCUUUCAUAAGUAAUAUUAAAGGUGAAAUAGUUGGCAUUAACAUCCUGAUAAACCUGAGAUUUGUCUGAGGUAGUUGAAAUUAAGGUGCCCUUUUUUUUAAACAGCAGAUGGAGACAUUCACCAGAAAAGGCAGACCAACACUUGCGAUUCCAGUGUGUGAUAUAAUUUGUGAAUCUAUCCUUGAAGAGAUUUAAAGAAAUUAUUUUUUUACCCACAGCACACUUUUUCCCUGAUUGGCUGGGCCAUUGGCAUAUGGUAAAGGGCUAGGUGCUUAUAGCAAACCUCUAAAAAUCCAGCAGAAAUGGCUAAAUGUUAGACAUGUUGAAAUCUACUCGGAGAUAAAUGUUGAGAACCUAGCAUGCCUUGGAUUGAAGCUGGAUUCUUCUCCCAAGAGAAAUUGCAGGUUUGAAUGCUGACAAUUUCUUUUACUUUAGACUGACAUUCUCUAGAGUAACUUGGGAGAUUUAGACAUAGGCACAGUUCAUCUCAGAGGGACCAGCUUUUCUAACAGAAUAUCCAUUAAAUUUCUGACCGUAUGAAUUCUUUUGCUCAGAAGUUGUGUUAGGUUAGAAAUGAAUAUAAGAUUCCAAUUUUUUUAGCUCAUGAUGAUGAAUUCUGGUCGUAAGGGUUCCCCAAAGUGACAAUUCAUAUAGGGGAAGCACAAUAACAUAAUCCCUAAAAUAGGCUUCAGGUUGUCCAAACCUUGGAAACUUUCAAAUUUGUGGACUUCAACUUCCAGAAUUCCCCAACCACCCAUACCUGCUGGGGAAUUCUGGGAGUUGAAGUCCUUGAGUCUUAAAGUUGCUAAGGUUGGACACCCCUGUUUUAAGCAAAGGAAGUUACUCUUCUCUAAAAAACAAUCAUAGCUUUAUCUCUGGGGGGAAAAAAUACGCUUUGUUACCAUCCUUAGUUCUGCUCUGUCAAAACUAAGUACAAUUCCCAGCUAUAAAUUUGUUGAGCUACAGAACAAAAUCAGAAAUGCAGGAAUCCUUCAGAAGUGAUGAAUUAAUUACUUAUUCUCAGCCAUAUCUGCACAGAGUAGUUAUGUAUUCCAGAGAUACCAGAAGGCUGAUAUAGGUGAAUGUGGUUUACUUUUUUAGUCUUUAUUCACUGGAUGCUCCAGUUUAAAUACAGUCUAUUUUUGAUCCCAAUAAUCCAGUAUGCAACGCAGUUGAGUAAAAUUUCAGGAUGUGCCUGGAAAUAUAUUAAAAACAUGAUGCUACUUUCAUUCCAAUAGCAGCUGAUGAUUAUUCCGCGUUUUUGGAUGGCAUUAAAACAAUUUCUCCAGAUGAAGGAUGUUGACUUGCUGGGCCAUGUAUUCUUCAUUUUUUUGUCAUCUUACAUAGCAUAUGUGUUGCUGGGGCGAAAAGCAGCAGUUUUUGUUUCUCAAACCAUUUAUAUUUAAAUUUUGAGUAUUGUAUGGCUACUUAGAUUACAUAAAGAGCCUCCUAAAACCUAAAUAAAAAUUUCAAAAAAA